Mercurialis annua (annual mercury) is the source of this 727-nucleotide messenger RNA. Its product is annotated as agamous-like MADS-box protein AGL29. Gene Ontology annotation, biological process: regulation of transcription by RNA polymerase II. Lineage: Eukaryota; Viridiplantae; Streptophyta; Magnoliopsida; Malpighiales; Euphorbiaceae. Gene Ontology annotation, molecular function: DNA-binding transcription factor activity, RNA polymerase II-specific; RNA polymerase II cis-regulatory region sequence-specific DNA binding; protein dimerization activity. The transcript has a single exon. The coding region runs from base 90 to 593 and encodes 167 amino acids. The record is from RefSeq and is a predicted model, not a curated record.
AUUUACCUCUCAUUUUGCCCUAAACUUCCUCACUAUAUAUACACAUACUACUACUACCCCAUUACACUCACAAACAAACUCAAGAAACUAUGGGUAGGAGAAAGAUAGAGAUGAAGAUGGUGAAAGACACCGGUUCUCGUCAAGUCACCUUCUCGAAACGCCGGUCCGGUCUUUUCAAGAAAGCUAACGAGCUGGCAACUCUCUGUGCAGCUCAGGUGGCCAUCGUUGUCUUCUCUCCCGGAGGAAAACCCUAUUCCUUCGGCUACCCUACUCUUGCGUCGGUUGCUGAGCGGUUUCUAAAUCAAGAAUCCGCCAAGAAACCGAAAGCUUCGAGCCAGGAGGCGAGGCUGGAGAAGCUGAACAAGGAGCUGAGUGACUUGCAGAAGCAGAUUCAGAUUGAGAAGAAGAAGGGAGAGUUUCUUGAUAAGGCUAUGAAGGAGAAUGGUUAUAAGCGGAUCGAUGAGAUGAGCGGCGACGAGGUUGUGAAGUUCAAGAAAGAUUUGGAGGCGCUGCGUGAGAAGAUGAAAGGGAGGGUGGUUGACAUGGAAGCUUCUUCUUCGUUGCUUCUUCUUUCUAAGAAAGAAAAAAAUUAAGAAAAAGGUGACCAUUAGAUCACUAAAAAUAAUUAAUAAGUAUGGAAGUGAGGGAAAAAAUACAUUAUAAGUUGAGAAGAUUGUUAUGAUUCUAUAAUAGAAUUAAUUAUCUAUUCCAAAUUCCAAAUAAGUGA